AUGGCUACUCCCUUCCGAGCCUCUACCCCCGUAUCAUCGGGCGGAUUUCCCGAACAACUCUCACCACGAUCAAGAAUGCAAGCUGAACUCGCGGCUAUCGAGAGUAGCGAUGACGAAGAAUCACCCUCAAAAAAGACUACAAAAGAUGUGUCGCUAAAACGCCUCGACCUACCACAACGGCCAACACAGGAUGAAGACGCGUCCUAUGAGUCGGAGAAGGAGAUGACCAGACCUCGAGGAAAGCUUGCGGCCAGAAUGCAAGGCAUCGCUCAACCAGCACAACUGGAAGAAGACAACUCUAACCAAAAUACCACCGCUCGAGAUCGUGUAAAGAAGAGAUUCGAGCAAGACGAGAAAGAGGUCAGGCAAGCAGGGGAAGAACACAAUGUCGGCAUGCCUGAUGCUUCAUCAGAAGACGGCACUCCUGUGGCACGCCGAAGACCAACCCGCAAGGCUCCUUCAUCACCAGCUGCCAGAAACACUUUUCGAAGCCCCAGUCCAGGAUUAUUCCUCGUAGAGUCAUCGCCUGUUCGCCCUUCACCGUCGAAGUCAACACAAGAUAACUCGGAUUCUGAUGAGGGCUUACCUGCAACCAAAUUCGCCAGAAUGGCAGCACUUCUUGAGCGCCAAAGGCAAAAGAAAAGUGCCGAAGAAUCAGCCAAAGAGGCGGAGCACGCAGAAAAGCGUAUGAAGCGAGAGAAACUCCCUCAAGAGAUUGAGCAGAUGGAAUCUGAUGACGAUGAUUCUGGCAUAACUGACGAUGAAGGUGGAAUCCGCCUGACACAAACCGGGCGACCCAGUGCCCGGAAAGCAAGCAAGAAAGCCAUCGAGGAGAUGAACAGAGAGACUCAGAGAAUGUCAAGAAACAUGCAAUUGAAGCAUCAGGCAAAGACAAGAAAGAAGAUCUCAAAAAAUAGCUUGUUUGAACGAUUCAACUUCAGACCAGCAGGUGGAAUAGAUCCCAAAGUUGCCAGCUCCAGUAGGGGACCAACGCCUCACAGCGAUGUCGAAAUGCAAGAUGCGGACACACCACCCAGCUCCCCCCCUGUGUCCAAGGAAACUGUUCAGCCCACCGAACCUGUUGCUCAAGACGACAAAUUCGAUUUGCCAACCAUUGACGAACUCGCCAAGACAACCAAACCCAAGCUAGAUAAGGGCAAAGGAAAAGUCAUCGAGACAACAACCGAACAUGCACAGCCGACCCAAAAGCCUAAACGUCAAUUUCGGGUCAAACUCCUACCUGUCAGAGCCAACGUGACCUUGGUAGACUCCGAUGACGAAUUGGAAAUUACGACAACGACAAAAGAUAGAAUUCGAGCUGUGUUCGACAUGGCGCCCACCAAGAAAGCUCAAGAACCCAACUCGAUCCAGACACUGCGCGCCCUUGCACAGGUUAAAUCUCCAGGCAAGGAGACCAGACGAAAGAACGAAAACCAUGGUAUGACGCCAAGCGAGCUGCAGAUGUACCUUCAGCAAAAGGCUCGACAACAGGCCAAGGUGGAGCGUGACCGCAGACUGGAUAUGCUCAAAGCCCAAGGUGUAGUUAUCCAGACCGCUGAAGAGCGCGAGCGCGAGAUGCAGCAGGUCGACGACAUCGUCGCCAAGCACAGGGAAGAGGCACAGAGGAUCAUGCAGGAGGAGCGGGCUGCCGCCAAGGAGAAGCGAGAGAACGGUGAAGUUGAUCCUCUGGCGUGGGAUGACAGCGACGACGAAGAGUAUCAGGCUUCUGCUGACGAGGCUGAUGCCGAAGCAUCUGCGGUCGAAUUAUCUGGAUCAGAGGACGAGGAUGACGAAGCAGACGGUAACUCUAUGAUUGAAGGAGAGGCUGAAGACGGAGAGUCCGAGGCUUCUACUGGCGAGGAGGAGGAGGAUGCAACCCCUGUCGCUAGUCAAGAUGUUCAUGAUGACGCCGAUGAACUCCCAGUGGCGAGCAAGCGACGAAUUCGCAAACCUAUCGUUCUUACUGAUGAUGAAGAAGAGAACUUGGUUGAGAUGACACCCAAAUCGAAGCCACAAACCACCCUGCACACCUCCCCCACAGUCCCAAACACUCAAUCCCCUACAGCGCCCAGAUCUGUACUGCGUUCAGCUAAAAAGAACUUUAUCCCUGGCCUCCCUGUACAGGGAGCAGCUGGUCUUGGGCUUACUCAGAUCUUUGCUGGUACCAUGGACGACAGCCAGGUGGAUGCAGAGAACGGUCCAACUCAGUCCAUGAUGCCUGACUUCGACCACUUUCCCGACUCCAACUUUUCUGCGACCAUGGACGAGCCCAUGGAAGACAUGGUCAUGGACAGCCAGAAGGACGACACACAAAAGACAACUCAAGGCGUUCAUCUCAACUUUUCUCAGUCUCAAAUGCGAAGUCUUGAUAGCCUGCUGCGGGAGGAGAGCACACAAAUCUCUGACAUGAUCGACUUCACUCAGGAUGAGGGUCUCCAACACCAAACGCCCCUGAAAAACAGAUUUGUCGAGGCGCCAGAUUCCACCGUGGAGACAAUGGUGGUUGAUCAAGAGGACCCAAUACAAGCCUCGCCGUUAGUCCGCCGUGGUCGCCUUCGUCGCAGAAUGGACACGUCUGAGCGAAUUGAGGAGACACCUGAGCCCGUGGCUGCAGAGAAGUCUGACACUGCCUUUCAUAUGUUGAAGGAGGGAGCCAAGCAAGAAAAGAAGAAACAGGCUCAAGCAAAGUUUGAUCAUAAGAAAAGCAAAGCCAAGGAGAUGGUUCAGGAUCAGGCCGAGGAAUCCGAGGAUGAGUACGCUGGCCUGGGUGGUGUAGACGGCGAGGAUAGUGAUAACGAAUCCGUUGCCUCGCUUAAAGAGAUUAUCGACGAUGCUGCCGGUAAUGAUGUUGACGAAGCUAAGCUCGCUGCUUUCUAUGCCGAUCGAGAGCGUGCGGACGAUGAGAAGCAAGUUGAGAAACUUUUCAAGGACAUCACAACUGGCAUGCUUCGUCGCAAGCGCGGCGCGGGAUACGAUCUCGACGACUCUGACGAUGAUGGCGAAGCUCGUCGAAGGAUGAAGCGUCGACAAUUCGCCAAGAUGCAACAGGCUUUGUUCGCUGAUGAACGGGUCAAGAAGAUUGCCGAAAAUCCGGGUAACCAAGCUUUCCUCAAAACCAUCGAGGACAGAGGUAGCGACGAUGAGAUGGACUUUUUGGAUGCACCUGAAGAAGCCAACAAGUCAUCCCAGUCCCAGUCCCAGUCCCAGGAUGAUGAAGGCAGCAAGACAAGAACUGUUCCCGAUAGCCAACCUCAAAGGAUUCUUGGCCCUGCGGAUAAUCGGGCACCUGCCUAUCUGCGUAGAACCAAGGAUGGCAAGAAGCCUUCCAACAUCGGCGAAGUGCGCGAGACCUUAUCGGACUUGCUAGAGGAGCCCCAUGGCUCUAUCAUUCCCGCCACAGAAGUAGGAUCAGACAGUGAGGGCGAAGAGGAGGCUCACGGACAAGCUCGUAGUGACAAGGAGAACGAUGAAUCUAGCCCUCGCCGUGGCAGUGUUGCAGUUGUUGAUCGCAUUAGCCUAAAGCGCAACAGCUCUUCCAACGCCAGCACCAGCCGUCUUGCCUUCGCAACAGCAUCGAGCUCCUCUUUCAAGGUGCCGGCGCUUCUACGUCGUGCGACAGCCAACUCAUUUGUCUCUGGUACGGCCUCCACAUCAAGUUCUGGUACCUCAACGCCAGCCAGUGGAUUCGGCGAAGAGGCCAAAAUCAAGAAGGGAGCCAGCAAGAAGAGCGGCGUGCAUGCCUUUGCGCGAGACAGUGAGAGACGAGCGAAGCUCGUACAAAAUGAGCGAAAGAGAGAAGAGAGGAAGGUCAAGGGGGCUGAAAAGAGAAUUGGAGUCGUGGGUGGUUUGUUGGGUAAGGGGUCGUUUGAUUAA
Molecule: messenger RNA, 3873 nt
Organism: Fusarium venenatum
Lineage: Eukaryota; Fungi; Ascomycota; Sordariomycetes; Hypocreales; Nectriaceae
Product: MRC1-like domain-containing protein
Biological process (GO): mitotic G2 DNA damage checkpoint signaling; activation of protein kinase activity; mitotic DNA replication checkpoint signaling
Molecular function (GO): anaphase-promoting complex binding
Source: RefSeq, a predicted model, not a curated record